CCAAAACAAGAAAAUUACAAAUAAAUAUUGGUUUUCAAAAGUCAAAAUUCUUCACUCAUGAAAUCUGGGCGAUCCCAUACAUGAAAGUAAACGGACUUACCAUUGAUUUCCAGUUCAAUAUCAGUAACAUUGCGCCCACGUCGUCUCCAGAUUUCAACCCUAAAUAAAGUUCUCAGGUUUUGGGAAUUUCUUGAAAUUUCUUGAAGUUUCAGAAGAAGAACAAGAAGAACAAUGCAGAUGAAGUAUGUGAUUCAGAUGGAGGAGGCCAAGGAAGCCGCCGAGGACCGCCCAUCGGUGGGGGCGGUUUACCGGAGCAUCUUUGCCAAAGAUGGGUUUCCGCCUCCGGUUGAAGGCUUGGAUACCUGCUGGGAUAUAUUUCGAAUGUCUGUGGAGAAAAAUCCUGGAAAUCGGAUGCUUGGACGUCGAAAAAUAGUUGAAGGCAAUGUAGCUAAUGCUGGUGAAUAUCAGUGGCUAACUUACAAAGAAGUCUAUGACUUGGUGUUGAAAAUUGGGAAUGCAAUUCGCAGCAUGGGUUACGGACCAGGAGAAAAAUGUGGGAUUUAUGGUGCUAAUUGCUCUGAGUGGAUCAUUAGCAUGGAGGCUUGCAAUGCUCAUGGGCUUUAUUGUGUUCCUUUAUAUGAUACUUUAGGUGCUGGUGCCAUAGAAUUUAUAAUCUGUCAUGCAGAGAUUUCCAUUGCUUUUGUAGAAGAGAAGAAGAUCUGUGAGCUGUUGAAAACACUCCCCAACACAGCAAAGACUCUUAAAACAAUUGUGAGCUUUGGUAACGUUUCGAAUGAUCAUAAGGAAGAAGUCGACAAGUUCGGGUUGGAAAUAUAUUCUUGGGAAGAGUUUCUGCAAAAGGGAGAUAGCCAACAAUAUGAACUCCCAGUGAAAGAGAAAAGUGAUAUCUGCACUAUCAUGUACACCAGUGGAACAACCGGUGAUCCCAAGGGAGUACUGUUAUCCAAUAAUGCCAUUAUAGCACUUAUAGCCGGCGUCAAACAUUUGCUUACAUCUUUAAAUGUAGAGGUUCAAGAAAACGAUGUUUACAUAUCUUAUCUUCCGCUUGCUCAUAUCUUCGACCGGGUGAUCGAGGAGGUGUUCAUUUUAAACGGUGGCUCCAUCGGAUUCUGGCGUGGGGAUGUGAAAUUGUUAGUUGAAGACAUUGGCGAGUUGAAACCAACUAUUUUCUGUGCAGUUCCUCGUGUUCUUGAAAGAAUCUAUGGUGCUUUGAACCAGAAGAUAUCUUCAGGAAGCUUGAUAAAAAAAUCGAUGUUUAACUUUGCAUACUCGUACAAAUAUAACCAAAUGCAGAAGGGGAAAAAACAUGAAGUAGCAGCCCCACUUUUUGAUAAACUUGUGUUUGACAAGGUGAAGAAGGGAUUAGGAGGAAGAGUGCGGAUCAUUUUAUCUGGCGGAGCGCCUCUUGCAGCUCAUAUCGAAACUUUCUUUCGAGUCGUGACUUGUGCUCAUGUUCUACAAGGCUAUGGUUUGACAGAAACUUGUGGUGGAACAUUUGUCAGUCUACCAAAUGAGUUGCCAAUGUUGGGAACAGUUGGCCCUCCAGUGCCUAAUGUGGAUAUCUGUCUCGAAUCAGUACCCGAACUGGGAUACGAUGCUCUCGCUAGCACGCCUCAGGGUGAAGUAUGCAUCAAGGGAGAUACAUUGUUUUCAGGAUACCAUAAACGCGAAGAUCUUACCACAGAGGUCUUGGUCGAUGGGUGGUUUCACACUGGGGAUGUUGGCGAAUGGCAACCCGAUGGAAGCUUGAAAAUUAUCGACCGCAAGAAGAACAUCUUCAAACUUUCUCAAGGCGAAUAUGUUGCAGUGGAAAAUCUCGAGCUGAUUUAUGGCCUUGUUUCCGACAUCGAAAUGAUUUGGAUAUAUGGGAGUAGCUUCGAGUCCUUCCUUGUUGCUGUUGUUAACCCAAAAAAAGAAGCAGUUGAACAUUGGGCAGAAGAAAAUGGAAUCAAGGGGGAUUUUGCUGAUCUUUGUGGAGAUAGAAGGGCAAAAGAUUAUAUUCUUGGACAACUUUCAAAGAUUGCCAAAGAAAAAAAGUUAAAAGGUUACGAAGCUAUUCGAGCGGUUCAUCUCGACCCCAUCUUAUUCGAUAUUGAGCGUGACCUUCUUACUCCAUCGUUUAAGAAGAAGAGACCGCAAUUGCUCAAAUACUAUCAGAAAGAGAUCGAUGAUAUGUACAAGAGCGGGAGUAAGCCAGUUGCGUAAGGAAGAAGAUUGAAGAUGGGAAGGAUGUAAAGCUUCAUGUUUCUAUGGAAAUUCAACUCUUCCUCAUUUUUUUUUUAAAUGGUUUAGACAUUCAUCAU
Molecule: messenger RNA, 2324 nt
Organism: Cucurbita moschata (crookneck pumpkin)
Lineage: Eukaryota; Viridiplantae; Streptophyta; Magnoliopsida; Cucurbitales; Cucurbitaceae
Product: long chain acyl-CoA synthetase 4-like
Exons: 19
Coding region: 232-2226 (664 amino acids)
Biological process (GO): fatty acid metabolic process
Cellular component (GO): membrane; endoplasmic reticulum
Molecular function (GO): long-chain fatty acid-CoA ligase activity
Source: RefSeq, a predicted model, not a curated record